UUUCAUUUUCCUCUCGGUUUUUCGCUCUUUCUCUUUUUCUCUCCCGAUCUAAGUCUCGGCGGAGUGUCACCACUGUCCAAGGUAAGUGUGGAUGUUAAUAAUGGUAAUAAAUUAUGUAAAGCAAUGAUUUUUUUAAGGCUCAACAACGACAAGAUGUAUUUUUAGAUCUUAAAAAUUCGUAUAAAAGCAGUGCAAAGACCGUUACCCACUUAUCACGACCUUGUACUAUCUCAUGUAGAUUGUAAAGACCUGUGUCAAGAUACCUUCGUUACCCACUAAUCUCAAUUUGUAUCUCUUAUAGCUUGAGCAGCAAACAUCAUAUGUACCUUUAUGUUUGUAUGUAGAAUUUCCUGGUCUUUCCGCCGAUAUAUAAUUCAUUAAUGUAUGUCCAUUAUAUCCUUUGUUAAUAUCAUUUUAUUGACUGUGUGCGAGUCGUGGGACCCAGGGGGUCGGGUACUACGUUUCCGUCCGCACACUGCUAUGUAUAUCGCGGGCCCAGUAAUAAUAUUUUUACGGGCUGCUCUAGGAGCAAGAGCCUGUGCUGGCAUAAGGCCAGCUUAAUUGCCAAUAACAUAAUAAAUCUUUUACGGGCUGUUCCAUGAGCAAGAGCCCGUGCUGGCAUAAGGCCAGCUUAAUCUCAAACAACAACAAGUAAUAAAUCUUUUACGGGCUGCUCUAUUAGCAAGAGCCCGUACUGGCAUAAGGUCAGCUAAAUCUAAAACAACAAUAAAACAUCAGCACCUAGUUCUGUUUCACCGAGACCUUGCUCACAGCAGGAAUUAAGCACAGCAACAUAAUUUUUUCUACAGAACUCUUCCAUUCCAUACAAUCUUUAAAAAUGAAUCUAAAACCAAGACUUUCUGGGGGAAAUAUUAAUGAGGGAGGAGGGGGUAAAUAAAAUAAAAAAUUCGACCGUAACCAGGAAAAUUAAUAAAAGGGGUGUUAGAUAAAAAAAAAUUCGACCGUAACCAAAUUUUUUUGUGUAUUUAUUAAAACUCAGUGGCAUGAAAGAUCUAGCUUAACCACAUAAUUUGUUGUAUAAUAGUAAAGAUUGCACCACUUAUUCGGUAGUGAAUGUAAUUAACUUUGACCGCCAAUUGCUUAAAACUAACGUCGGACGAGUCAUUCCACUUUCGCACUACAUGCCUUAUAUGUAAGCAUACACACAUACAUAGACUCACAUGAGAAUAGUAGUUGUUAUCGAAAUAAUAAUUAAUUAAGCAAAUUUUUGCUGUGACAAUGUUCUGUUAUUCAUACACAUGGGGAAGUGAGGGGUUCGUGACCAGGUUGCCCCCCUUAAAUCCGCCACUGCAUGGAAGUGGUCAAAAGUUUAGCUUAGGUGCAAAUAUUGUUUGACUUUAUUGAUAGCAUAAUUCUUAAGUGACGCUAGGAUGGAGAAGGCCCCGAGAAAGCGCUGGGUCAGAAGGAUCUCUAAUAUUCAGGAUCGAGGGGAGAGGAUGUGAGCAAGGAGGAGGUCAGUUGUGUUAUUUGGGUAAGGACUAAGGGGUUUGAUACGCUAUCUUUUGUGGAGGCAUAUUAAUGUUGUAGUAUUUUCGAUUCUGCUGUUUAAGUAAAUGGUAGUGGCCCUUUUAAUUUUUGUGCUUUCUAAAGUUACCUCCUGUUAAAGGAAAGUCUUAAUGUUGAAAAAUAGAUAUUGCUAAUAUUGAAGCCUUGCAAAUAUCUGUACACGAAUGUCCACCAUUAUACAGUUAGGACAUGAAUCGUGUAUGAGCAUUUCUUGUUUUAUUUAGAAAAAAAUCCAUUCUAUGAUUUUCUUCCAAACUGUGUAAAUGUGUCUUUAUAAGCGAUAGAUCUAGUACAGUGCUGUACCAGCAUCCACCCUAGUGUAACACUGCUGCUUCAUUAGAUUGACCCUGUUGCCCGGCAACAGAGCGACCAGGAGUCUGGAAACCAGCUGAGCCAGAGUAUUCCCGUACAUCUGGCAACCAGUGUCUACUAUGUGUCUAGGUCUCUCUCUCCCUUCUCAGACAGUGUCUCCUCAUUGCCAUCUUCCUGGCGAAGCACGGAAGACGUGUUGUUGAUCUGCAUCGUUUGUGGGUCUUUUUAUAUCUUCAUUCGUUUUUGGACGAGUAAUUGUCGACGAAAUGACGUCAGGAAGCAAUCAAGGAUGGCUGGAAUAUUUACUCAUACACUACCGAUGGGUGAUCGUCAUCUUCUUCCUUCUCCCAGCAUCCUUUUUCUAUGACAUCUAUUACUACACGCGUUCGUGGAUCAUCUUCAAGCUGAACUCGGCCCCUCACCACCACGACAAGAGAGUGAAGGAAGUCCAGAAGCAGGUUAGAGAAUGGAAUGAGAGUGGCAGAGAAGUGCCUAUGUGUACAGCUCGCCCCGGGUGGCAGACCAUUAGCUUCCGCGAGGGAGCGUACAAAAGGACAUUCCACAAAGUUGCGAUCAAUAUGGUUGACAUACUGGAGAUAAACACUGACAAGAGGACUGUUCGUGUUGAGCCCUUGGUAACCAUGGGUCAGCUGACGCAUACACUCAUUGAUUUAGGAUGGACUGUUCCUGUAGUUCCUGAAAUGGAUGAUCUUACCGUAGGAGGGCUGGUGAUGGGAACUGGCAUAGAAACCUCAUCUCAUAAGAUUGGCUUGAUCCAACACAUGUGUGUUUCCUUUGAGCUGGUGGUUGCAGAUGGUUCUGUAGUUACAUGUUCAGAGACAGAGAAUGAAGAGUUGUUUUACUCCGUACCUUGGUCAUAUGGAACACUUGGAUUCUUGACAGCUGUAGAAAUAAAAAUUGUUCCAGCAGAGAGAUUUGUACGAGUUGAGUACAAGCCGUGUCACUCCUUGGAAAAUUUGGUCAAAACUUUCCAAGAGGAAACCAGCAAAGCUGAGGGAAACCAAUUCGUUGAAGGACUGAUGUAUUCUCUGCAUUCAGGUGUGGUGAUGACUGGCAAUAUGUGUACUUCAGCAGAACCUGGGAAGCUGAAUGCUAUAGGUCGAUGGUUCAAGCCAUGGUUCUUCAAGCAUGUUGAAACUUAUCUGGAAAGUGACACACGAGGAGUAGAGUACAUCCCAAUUCGUGACUACUACCACCGCCACACCCGUUCCAUAUUCUGGGAAAUACAGGAUAUAAUUCCAUUUGGUAAUAAUGUGGUCUUCCGUUACCUCUUGGGCUGGAUGGUACCACCCAAAGUUUCUCUUCUAAAAUUAACUCAAGGACAGGCAGUAAAGGAGCUUUAUGAAAAGAACCACUUCAUACAGGACAUGCUUCUUCCAGUUGCAGAUUUGAAGGAAGCACUUACGCUCUUUGAAAAUGAAGUGAAGAUAUACCCCAUAUGGUUGUGUCCCUUUAAACUACCACAGAGACCAGGAAUGCUCCAGCCUGUCCAUGGAAAAGAAACCAUGUAUGUAGAUAUUGGUACUUACGGAGUGCCAAAUGUAGAGAACUUCGAGCCUGUUGAAACUACAAGACGAGUGGAAGAAUUUGUCAGAGAGAAGAAAGGAUUCCAGAUGAUGUAUGCUGACUCAUAUAUGACCCGUGAAGAAUACAGGCAAAUGUUUGAUCAUUCACUGUAUGAUGAAAUGAGGGUUAAAUACAAAUGUGAAAAAGCAUUCCCCGAAGUGUAUGAUAAAGUCAGUAGACAGGCUCGCAUCUGAAACUUGCCUUCCUAUUUAUAUAUUUGUUGACAUACAGGUAAAUUAUUUUUGUACCCAAAGAAGAUAAUGCUCCUCGUUUCAUUGUUUCAGAAAUUAAUAUUUACCUUUCCAUUAA
Messenger RNA from Macrobrachium nipponense, 3735 nucleotides. Its product is annotated as delta(24)-sterol reductase-like. Lineage: Eukaryota; Metazoa; Arthropoda; Malacostraca; Decapoda; Palaemonidae. Gene Ontology annotation, cellular component: cytoplasm; membrane. The transcript is spliced from 11 exons. Gene Ontology annotation, molecular function: Delta24(24-1) sterol reductase activity; FAD binding. The record is from RefSeq and is a predicted model, not a curated record. The coding region runs from base 2106 to 3620 and encodes 504 amino acids. Gene Ontology annotation, biological process: steroid metabolic process.